Messenger RNA from Symbiodinium necroappetens, 1197 nucleotides. NCBI's taxonomy places the organism in Eukaryota, Dinophyceae, Suessiales, Symbiodiniaceae. The record is from the annotation of a GenBank genome assembly.
AUGGAGAUCUCUACUUUGUGCCCCGCCAGCUCAGGCCACGUCGAGCUCCUGGAGUUCUCUUGGCCACCUGACCCUGGAGUUGACGGUCAGAGGUCAUGUGUUGCUUAUGUGCUCAUGAUCCGAGAGGGGGGCUUCCUGCUGGCAGUUCCGGACCCUUUCUUUUCAGACGAGGACCUGGGGAUAGCAGGGUCGGAUUUGGGCCCCUACCUUCGUCUUCAGCCCUCUCCCGUUGCACUUUCACCGGAUGGGGAGUGGGUCCCUGCCGACUCCCCGACUCCUGUCCCCGCCCUGCUCCUCGACCUUCCCGAAACGUCGACCAUGCUUUUGAGUCCGUUUGAGCGCGAAUUUUUGGAGGGGGAGCACUUUGUGGCUGGCGACCCAGCUCUCUUUCCUUUGGCUUCGGACGUGCUGGUCCAGGCUCGUGCGUGGAUUGUCUCGGACGCCACCGGGGACUUAGCCUCUGGAUACCACACGGCAGAAGAGCCAGGGGCGGUCCCUCCCGUGAACCCGAAGCGCGCCCCGAAGGCGAAGCGACCUACCGUUGCACAACUGGCACAGCAGCAGGCAACACUCACUACUAUAGUGGCGCGCUUAAGCGAACAGCUCGAGCAGCUCCAGCAGCAGGGGGCCGCUCACGCCGGUGGCUUCCCUCCCACAGGUGCCGCUCAGGUUGCCACAGGUCAGGCCCAAGGCUCAGGUGCAGUUGCCUCCCAGGUUGCGGCAGGUCAGGCUCAGGUCCCGGAGGCAGGUGCAUCACACGUCUCUGCUGGUCAGGUGCAGAGCGCAGGAGCCGGCUCAGGUCAGAAUGCUUUAGGUCAGGUGUCGGGUCGCGGUUUCCUCCUGCAAGACGCUCGGGCAGCGAUCCGGGAAGCGCCCUUGAGCAGCAACUUUCUGCCUUUUCAGAGAGAGCCAAAGUCUUUGGCGUCAGUGCUGGGUCCCCCUCCUCCGUCUGCGAGGGCCCUUCUGCCAAGACCAGAGCGGGAGACAGACAAGGACGCCCUGCUGGCGAGUGCUAUUUCAAACGGCGAGCUGCCCGACGUGAGGCCACCCGAGGAUUUAGCGAGUGCCGUCUUGGCGGCUCAGAGCCGGGCCCUGGCCGCCUUGGCAGGACAUCUCUCCCUGAAUUCCGACCCCGUGCUGGACCCACAGACCACCACGGGCAGCCGGAGGAUGGCCCCAGCCGGGGUGGCCCUUCAG